GGGUCCUGACAGAGGCGUGUGGCGUUGACAGUUCGUUGGUGCUGAGAGAAGUACGGCGGCAGAAAUAUCCUCCGUCUGUUUUUUUUUUUUAAACGUUUCCAAACAAGUUGACAUCUGCAAGUAUGCAGUCGGAAUCGGGAAUAGUUCCCGACUUCGAGGUCGGAGAGGAUUUUCAAGAGGAGCCUAAAACGUAUUACGAAUUGAAGAGUCAACCCCUGAAAAACAGCAGCCCGUCGGACCAGCACAGCUCGUCCAAGCCCCCGCUGAGCUCCUCCGCCAUGACAUCACGCAUCCUGCUGCGGCAACAGCUGAUGCGGGAGCAGCUUCAGGAGCAGGAGCGGCGGGAGCAGCAGAGGCAGCAGGCCUCCCAGUACCCACAAACCACAGCGGCCCAGACCCCCGCCAUCAAUGUCAGCUUACCGCCCGUCGCACAGGUGCCAAUGGAGGUGCUGAAGGUCCAGACUCACUUGGAGAACCCCACUAAGUACCACAUCCAGCGCUCCCAGCAGCAGCAGGUGAAGCGGUACCUGGGAAAGCUUGGUUCUCAGGCGUUGAGCUUGCCCUGCCCUAACCAGUCCUCUGACCACGGGGGCAUGCCGCCAGGGCCGGGCAACAGCGCCCCCAACAGCCCUAUGGCCUUACUGACCCUCAACUCUAACUGCGAGAAAGAGAUGGAUGAUGUCAUUGACGACAUUAUUAGUCUGGAGUCCAGUUACAGUGAUGACAUCCUCGGCCUGAUGGAUCCAGGACUUCAGAUGGCAAACACGAUCCCAGUUCCUGCAAACCUCAUGGACAUGUAUGGGAACCAGGGUAUGUCCCAGCAAAGCCUUCCCAUCAGCAACUCCUGCCCUGCCAACCUGCCCAAUAUCAAAAGGGAAUACUCUGUUUCACAAUCUCCGGCCAUCAUGCAUAUGCUGGAUAAGUCUGGAUCCUGUGGCAAAUUUGACAACUAUCAGAGGCCUGAAGGGUUCCCUGUGGAAGCAGAGGUAAGAGCUCUGGCAAAGGAGAGGCAGAAGAAAGACAACCAUAAUCUGAUUGAGAGAAGACGACGGUUUAACAUCAAUGAUCGAAUUAAGGAAUUGGGAACUUUAAUUCCAAAAUCCAAUGAUCCAGACAUGCGCUGGAACAAAGGCACCAUCCUGAAGGCAUCAGUGGACUACAUCAGGAAGCUGCAGCGUGAGCAGCAGAGGGCCAAGGAGCUGGAGAGCCGUCAGAAGAAGCUCGAACAUGCCAACCGACAUCUGAUGUUGAGAAUACAGGAAUUAGAGAUGCAGGCUCGGGCUCACGGUCUGGCCAUCGCAUCCUCAGCGCUCUGCUCUGCCGAACUCGGGCCCCGGACCAUCAAGCAGGAGCCGGCUCUGGAGGACUGUCACCAGGACCUGUACACACUCCAUCCCCAUCACCAACACCACCCCGCCUGCACUCCUGAACCACCCGGCACCCUGGAGCUGAGCGAGGGCCACUCCAACUACCCCGAAGGCCACUACAGCGUCCACAGCAAGCCGGGCUCCAAACUCAACGACAUCCUCAUGGAAGACACCUUAUCACCGGUGAGAGGGGGGGACCCUUUGCUCUCGUCCGUCUCCCCGGACGCCUCAAAGGACAGCAGUCGCAAGAGCAGCGUAAGCAUGGAUGAGAACGAGCCGGGCUGUUAGCACCCCCUGCUGGAGGAAACGUCGUCUGCAUCUUCCACCUGCUCCACCCUGUCAGCGGCUAACACUCUCUCAGCUGCUGGAGAGGCUCCCCCCCCCCUUCCGUUCGUGGUCAUUUGUGUAUUUGUUUCCUCUUUUUCCCCCACCUGUGUUUACAUGUAUUGAAUCUUUUCCAUUCAUGUUAAUUUUUUUCUUUUGUUUGUGUCAUUCGAAGCUCUCAACCUUGAUUUCAAGGACUUGAUUUUAAAGUGUCUGCUUUAAUCACUACUUUGAUGACAAUGAGUUACAAAAAUACAAGUUUUUAUAUUUUAAAAAAAUGCAUUUAUCUUUGGAUAGAGGCUAGAUUACGCGUUUUUGUAUUGAUUCCAAAGAAUCUAGGGAAAUUAUAAAUCAUGGUCAGAAAUGUAGAUAUUUUGUGGUGAGAUGAACACUGCUUUUUAAAUCACUAGCAAUAAUAGAAGAAAACAAGAUCUAUUUAUUACUAUAGUGCUUUACACUCUUUGUGUCUUAGAUUGAACUUGAAUGUGCCAAUGCCUUAUUAAGAUGCGUAUACAUUGUUGUUGUAUUGCUAUGCACAUGUUUUGGCUGUUAGCUGAGUCUUUGUCAGUCUUCCAGUUGAAAUUUCUUUGCUUGACAAAUAUUAAUCAUUUGUAGAUUUGAUCUUAUUUAUGUUCCUCUUUAAACAGGACUUUAUUUACACAUUCCCCUCAAAAUCUUAUUUAUGACGAGGCAUUUAUAAAAAGCCUAAGAUGAUGAAUUAAUGAUGAUGAAUUAAAGCACAUCAAAAAAAUCUAAAAGCUAAAAAUGUCUCCUUUAAAAAAUGAACAAACUCAUCAUUGAUAAUGAUUAAUUUAAGCCUUUUAUUCAGUGUCAUAAUGAGAAACAAUCCAAUAGCAUGACAGAAAGGUCGAGUUUUCCAGCCCAUCCUUUAACAUAUGAUGCUGUUUGAUCCAGCAGUGUGUACCAGAUAUACGACCAGAACAUUCCUCACUGCCAAAACCACAGAAAUAUUUAAAUUAAAAACAGAAUUAAAUGAAAAGUAAUAGAAUCUCAAAAUCAUGAAAAGGCUGUAGAAGGUUCUAAAAGAAUCUUACUUGAUAGAAUAUAAUGAUAUAAUUCUCUAAAUCUUUGUUUAAUCUGAGGAAGGUGAAUCAAUUCAAUUUUAUUGUAUUCUUAUAGUGAUCAGACAGAAAACUGGUCAAACUGCGACUCUUUCAGCACAUAGUUUACUGUAGUAAUACAGGCGUGUUGAUCUCAGAUUUUAUAACAGUCCAUCGAUUUCCUAAAUUAUUGUUUUUUUUAUACCACUUCAUUUCACAUUCAGGAUUUUUUUUCCAUUAUGUGAACAUUUAUAUUGCCAAGGACUAUAAGGAGACUGCUUUGGGAUUUUGUAUGAAAUGCAUGACAUUGUCAAAACACUGGAAUGACCUCUGUAAAUUGAAAUGUGGUUUCUUCGCCUUCUUUUUUUUUUAUCUAAGCAUAAACUAACUAUUGUAUUUGGCUCGUCAGAAGCAUACAGAAUAUUGUAUGAGACUGUAGAUUCUUUGUGGUUGUAUAUUUCAGCAGUUUGUUUAGAAGUUAGUUGUAGCACGUUGCGUAAAUAUGCCUUGGUUAAUGACUACCUGCCAUACACUGAAAGCCCUGUUACGGCACCGCCUCCAUUCUGUCAAACUAUGCAAUGGUUGAAGUUGUGCCUGUAAAGCAGCAGCAUCAUGUCUUGAAAAUGUGAUCUCUUUAUGAAUUAGUCUGAGACGGUGUUGAAGUGAUUCUCUUUUCAUUUAAGUGCCUUAAAGUGGUUUCUGUUACCCUGGUGACGUGAGAGGAGUAGUGCAACAUUUUGUUGAUGUUUAUAGUGGUGUCUGGUGCUUCAUAGAUGAACUGAAGAGUGCCGAGGUCCCUGAGAGAGCAGCAGGGAGGGACCUUUAGUCAGAGUGAGAUAACGCUAUAAGUGUCUCAGACUCAAGAACCACAAGAAAGGGUUUGUUAUUGUGGAUCCCCAAAGUGUUCAAUAUUAAAUCAGUCAUUAUCAGUAAUCUGAAACAAAGAGUAAAGUAGAAUAAAACAUACGAAUAACCAACAAAUCCAGAAAUAUUUUGAUAAGUAAUAAUUAUUGUGUUACAUAUUUUCAUAACUGUUUUAUUUAAUUUCCACUUCGCUACCUUGUUUCUGCCCAUUUUCAUCUGUUUUUAUUCCACAGUGGCAUUUUCCCCACUGACUGGCCAUCCUUCCAUGCAGCCACAAUGCCUAGCCAGCAAACUCCUGUUAGCUAGAGCAAUGACAGCACCAGUCAAAGUCUGAGGCAAACAACUAUUUUCUGCAGCGAUAGAGCAGAUUCUCUGUAAGGAGCAUAAGUCUGGUGUGUUCAUCUGGUGGGCCGAAAUGCUGUGAUCAUGGAAAGUGUCAUUAUGGACAAUCCAUAAUUAGUAGCAGUAUGCUGAGUUUUAAUGUGCUCCUUGAGAUGGCUAUGUCGUUUAGAUAUCUCAAGAACUUUCUUGCCUUGAAAUUCUAAACAGAUGCCCAGAGGAUGAAUCCUAAAGACUUUUGCUUUCCUGUGGCUCUUUAUCUUGCCCCACCAGCAGAUUUUCGGCCUAAUGUGAAAUGUUUUAACUUGAUAGCGACUGGAUUAAUUGCUGUGGGGCAGUAAUUCAUGUUCCCCUGAAGAUGAACCAUAAUUACCAAGGCUGUCAGAAGCCGAUCUCAAGGGUCACGGCAGAUCCGUAUUGUUAUCAACACUUUUCUAAGCCCAAUCUUUUGCUUACACCUCCUGCUACACAUGUCAGAAUGUCUCUGUCAUCCCUCCCAUUGCUUGCUAAACUCCCACAAUGCCCUCUGCUCACCACAGGGUUAAACAGUAAGAGACUCAACCUGGCAUUGCAGCCAGGUACUACAGCUAAUGCUAACUGGCUAAAUUGUUUUCUUAAUGCAUUGCAGAGCUAUACAGAUGUCCAGCAUAUACACUAGAAUGAUACAAAUGACAUGAAUGUGCUUGAAAUGUAUAAUAUAUAGGAAAAUGGAUUAGGACUCAUUAUGGGCAGAUACUAAAUAUUAAAUGACUCGGAUCAGGAGCAGGGAAAACUUGAUCAGGACAUCCCUAGUAAUUUCUUUGGCAAUCUCUUAGCUUUUCAUCAGGCACUAUAAUCAUGAUAGUCAUCGUGCUAGUGUGUUCAGUACUGUAGACUAUGACCAAAUACCUGCAAAGCUAAUGACAAUUCCAUCAACUUUAAUUGCACUGUCCUGUUUAGUGCUAAUCAGCACGUUAGCAUACUAUGACUGUUGCAGCAGUUUCUAAGAAUUGUUAUUGUGUUCAUUUUAGCGUCCUGCGUUUAGCACAGCGAACCACUCUGCACUAGUACAUGGCUGUAAUCUUAAUAUAUUUUACUAGUUUAUUCAUGUGAUUAUUUAUGAUAAUGUCUUGUCCAUUCAUUUAGUAUUGAACACUUUGGAAGUCCACAUGUUGUAGCUGUGCAUUUUAUAAAUUGUGCACUGAAGUCAAUGUUUCCAAAGUCAGCUUGAAUAUUUUGAAUCCUUCUGAGACUAGUAUGAAUGUAGUUCACAGUUAUAACUGCCAAAAUGUGUGCCAAAAAUAAGACACAAUAAAUUUAUAUACAGAUAGAAAUACAAAUGUUUCAACUGCUUUGCUGAUGCAUCUUUAAUAGAGGUGUUUCUCCUCCCUACAUACAAGCAAUAUGUAGAGCAUGAUGGCAAUCAGGCUAUAAGUGAAAUAUAAAACAAAGAAAUAAAAAAACAGAACUCAAUUUAAUUCUCACUUUUCAUGGAAGUAUUUCACCUGCAUCUCGGUGUUCUUAUCCACUGAACAGACCCCACAUGCUCAUCAAGACCAUGAGAUGCAGUUGAAAUUCCCUGCAAAAGCUGGUAAGAGAACUCUGAGUUAAUAUUUUUUUGUCAUUGAAGUACAGUGUCAAUGGACUGCAGAUUUUCCCUUGAUGUGUAACCAUAACAGGGAUGAAGCCUUAACAGUGCAACAUGCACAGGACUGACCCCAGAUCCACAGAUAAAUCAAAUAACCCUGAAAUGUGACUGGUUCGAAUGCAUAUUAGCAUUACAGGUGGUGGUAGCACUUAUAAUGAAGCCACCGCUUUUACUGAUUUCUUAUGGUGACUUUUAGAGUUGUAAAUUAUUAUGGCACAUUAUGGGUAAACCACUAAUGAAGAACCAUGUUAGCUCAGAUUAGACCUCGUCUGCUAAUUCUCAUUCCUGUGGUUCAUACAAAUAAUGUUGUCUGCUGAUGUUGCCACUGUUCUUAUUGUUACAGUUUAUAAGAGAUGAAUGUAGCAAUAGUUACUGUACCCACUGGUUUCAGAGUAGUGGACUCGAACUCAUCGGUACUCAAUGUGGAAAGUAUCUUGUGAGAAAUAUUAAAAGUUUUAUUUGAA
This is a messenger RNA of Amphiprion ocellaris (clown anemonefish), 6046 nucleotides long. Its product is annotated as melanocyte inducing transcription factor. Lineage: Eukaryota; Metazoa; Chordata; Actinopteri; Pomacentridae. Gene Ontology annotation, molecular function: RNA polymerase II cis-regulatory region sequence-specific DNA binding; protein dimerization activity; DNA-binding transcription factor activity, RNA polymerase II-specific. Gene Ontology annotation, cellular component: nucleus. The record is from RefSeq and is a predicted model, not a curated record. Gene Ontology annotation, biological process: regulation of transcription by RNA polymerase II; melanocyte differentiation. Bases 123 to 1655 code for a protein of 510 amino acids. The transcript is spliced from 10 exons.